AUGCCGCGACCUAAGAAAGAAGUCCAGCCAAGUGAGGGAGAGCUUAAUCGCCAAGCCAUCGCAGAACUUCGAGCUCAAGUUCAGAGCUUAGCAAUGGUGGUUCAAGCGAUGAGUUUGCGUAAAGCGGCUCCAGAGAAAGACAAAAUUUUUGACGACGAUGACAAAACAGAGUUUGACGAGAAUCCUUUUGGUGAAGAAAAGGUGAAGCUUCUUCGUCAAAACGGAGAAGAUGAUAAUGACGGGAGGUGGGAAUCAAGCUUUAAGCUAGAGAUUCCAGAGUUUCAUGGAAGUUCUUCACCCAAAGACCUUUUGGAUUGGUUUGUCACAGUGGAAGAAAUUCUGGAGUUUAAACGUGUACCUUUAGAACGUUGUGUGCCUUUGAUUGCGAUCCGUUUUCGACAACGAGCUGCAGCGUGGUGGGCACAAUUGAAAACAACUCGGUCACGUCAGGGAAAAGAAAAAAUCACAUCAUGGAGCAAGCUUCGUAAACAUAUGCAAAAAAAAUUUUUGCCAUUCAAUUAUGAGCAACUCUUGUUCCACAAACUGCAGAAUUUACGUCAAGGGAAUCGUACGGUUGAAGACUAUGCUACUGAAUUUUUUUUAUUAAUGAAUCGUGUGGAAGUUAGAGAUUCAGAACAGCAGUUGAUCGCUCGUUUCAUUGGAGGACUUCGUCAACAGAUUCAACACACACUCAAUCUGUUUCACCCUCUUUCUCUUGGCGAAGCUCAUCAACAAGCAAUCACCAUUGAAACACAGACCAAAGACAAUUUUUUGGGUUGGAGCUCUUCCCGUCUGAAUCGCCAACCAAACCUUGCUACUCCUUUUGCACCAGAAGUCACCGUUCCUGUUCAAGCCAAAGAGACAGCUAUUGUUCCUGUUGACACGAACCGACCAGUACGUACGGGAACUCUCCGUUGUUUUGCUUGUGGAGAACCGGGGCAUCGUCAAUCAGCCUGUCCGACAUGUAACCGUCGUGGUUUAUUACUUGAUGACACUGGCAAUGAUGUUGAGGUAAUUUAUGAUGAUUAUCCUGACACAACAGAGGAUUUGCCAGCCGAUGAUGGUACAUUGUUGAUGAUGAGACGUAUAUGUUUACCUCCACGAGCUGAAGAUGAGCAUCCUCAACGUCAUAACCUCUUUCACUCUCGGUGUACGAUUGAGGGCAAAGUUAAAAAGUUUAUUAUUGAUUCGGGAAGUUGUGAGAAUGUUGUGGAAGAAGCUGUUAUCAAAAAGCUUAAUCUCAUUUCAGAGCCUCAUCCAUUACCUUACAAGCUUGCAUGGUUAGACCAAGGAACAGAUGUUGUUGUCACACGGCGGGCGUUGGUGUCUUUUUCUAUUGGUAAUGCUUAUAAAGAUCAACUCCAUUGUGAUGUCGUACCUAUGGAUGCUUGCCAUCUUCUGUUGGGUCGCCCUUGGAUUUAUGACACCAAAGUUCAGCAUGAUGGAUUUUUAAACACCUACAGUUUUCGCUUCAACAACCGUCACUUUACACUGCAACCUUCUCUUCCGCUAACACACAAGGUUCCGUCUAGCCCUGUCUUAGUUUUGAGGCAUGCUCCUUUUGAAGCUGCAUUGCGUGAAGAGGGAAUCAUAGUUGUUCUGCUUUCCACCUCUGUUUCAACUGCCGUUACACCUAACAUUCCUGUCGGAUUUCAAGCCCUGCUCCAUGAAUUCAAUGAUGUCUUUCCUGAUGACUUGCCACCAGGCCUUCCUCCUCUUCGUGACAUUGAACAUCGUAUUGAUCUAGUACCUGAUGCGGCUCUUCCUAAUCGCAGUCAUUAUCGAAUGAGUCCAAGUGAACACGAAGAGCUACGAAAACAAGUCGACGACUUGGUUUCUAAGGGUUUUUUGCGUGAAAGCUUGAGUCCUUGUGCAGUGCCUGCUCUCCUUAUUCCAAAAAAAGAUGGUUCCUGGAGGAUGUGUGUUGAUAGCCGCGCCAUUAAUAAAAUAACGGUACGCUAUCGUUUUCCUAUUCCUCGACUUGAUGACUUACUUGAUCAAAUCGGUGCAGCAUCUGUGUUCUCCAAGCUAGAUUUAAAAAGUGGAUAUCAUCAAAUUCGCAUACGUCCGGGUGAUGAAUGGAGAACGGCGUUUAAGACACGAGAAGGGCUUUUCGAAUGGCUUGUCAUGCCCUUUGGUUUGUCAAAUGCUCCUAGUACCUUCAUGCGUGUCAUGAAUCAAGCUCUCGGCCAUUCAUUGGGAAAUUUGUGGUGGUUUACUUUGAUGAUAUAUUGA
This is a messenger RNA of Camelina sativa (false flax), 2235 nucleotides long. RefSeq lists its product as uncharacterized. Gene Ontology annotation, molecular function: nucleic acid binding; zinc ion binding. Lineage: Eukaryota; Viridiplantae; Streptophyta; Magnoliopsida; Brassicales; Brassicaceae. The record is from RefSeq and is a predicted model, not a curated record.